AUGAAAGUUAUGGAAUUUGAAAAGGAAUUAAUGUUCAAAGAGGGUGAUGGAAAGACUGUAAAGAGUUCACUGGCAAAAUUUGUUGAAACUGGAUUUCUCGUGGCAACAUGGUUGGCGCUGGGUCUGUAUAUGGAAAUAUUUGGACCAACACAAAAGGACUUGGUGUUGAAAUUGAAUACGGACUAUGAAAAGCUCGCAUUCGCCACUUCCGGUCGGAGCGUGGGUUUGUUUCCGGGCUGUGUAUUGGGCGGUCUGUUGGUUGAUCGAUUUGGACAAUGGUGUCACCUGAUGCUGGCGGUCAGCCUGCACAUCGCCGCCGCAGUCACUUUUGCCGUCCCGUACUCCCCCGACGUCGAUGUUCUUUGGGCGCUCUGCUUUAUCGGAGGCAUAAUGGAAUCCGUUAUUAACAUAGCGGGCCAAAAGUUGAUUCUAAACCUUUGGUUGGAAAAGUCUGCCUCGCCAAUGAUUCUGUUGCAUUCUGGUUACGGAAUUGGAUCAUUCCUGAUCCCGCUCUACACCAACCCGUUCCUCGCCCUGGUGAAUACAGUGAACGUGCCCCUUAAUAACACGUUCAUAAAUGUCACCGAGAUGCCUUACAUUGGCCAUUCUGUUUCCUAUUCAAAUGUCACACAAGAAACACAAAUAAUCAAGGAAUCAAAAAUAGAAUAUGCUUACAUGAUUUCAGCCGGAUUAGUUCUAUUGCAUUCCUUCUCAUUUUAUUUCUUUCAAAUUCGAGAACGAAAGUUUCAAAAAAUAAACAUGAACAAGGUCCUUGGCGAAAGCGUCAAAGCUAAGAAAAACAGAAAGCUGAUUGAUAUGGUGAACCCCGCCACGUGCACGGGUGGGCGGACUUGGUACGGGGUGCAAAUCUUUUCACUGUCAAUCCUGUACUUUGCGAACGCCUUCGGCGGGGAGCGCGUCGUGGCCAACUUCAUCCGCAGCUUCUCCAUUGACCAGCUUCAAUUCUCCAACGACGACGCUUCCUACAUCAACACAGCAUUCUGGAUCAGCUUUACGGUAGGGCGGGUACUGUUCUCAAUCGCUGCAAAGUGGGUGUCUAUACGCAUCCUGAUAUUAAUCGAAACAGGCGGCCUCACCGUCAUUGCCGUUCUCAUGAAUAUUCUCGCCAAGCACAACACCAUGGCCCACUGGGUGUUGGUACAACCACUCGGGGUGUUUAUAGCGCCGCUCUGGCCAUCUUGUAUGGCAUGGAUCGACUACCACAUGGAACUGACCGGGAUUGGAAUGAUGAUAUUCAUGUUGGGCGGAUCUGUAGGUGGCAUUUGCCAUUUAAGGCUUAUAGGCUACCUGUACGAAAACUUUGGUCCACAGACGUUCCUGUAUCAAGUGGUGGGUUACGCGGGCUUGGCCCUAGUGUUAGCAAUCUCUCUUAAUGUAGUUGGCUCUCAACAUGGAAAUAGGUUUUUGUGGAAUAGAGUUGAGACAGACAAAAAGAAGUCAUCAAUAAUAUCAGAAAAUGAUUCUAAAUGA
This is a messenger RNA of Mya arenaria, 1491 nucleotides long. RefSeq names its product sodium-dependent glucose transporter 1A-like. The record is from RefSeq and is a predicted model, not a curated record. Gene Ontology annotation, biological process: transmembrane transport. Lineage: Eukaryota; Metazoa; Mollusca; Bivalvia; Myida; Myidae. Bases 1 to 1491 code for a protein of 496 amino acids. The transcript has 3 exons.